AUGGCUGGCCUCGAGCAGAUCGAGGUACACUCAAGGAACUACCUGGUGCGAUGGGUCAAUGUCAAACAAGAACACACCAUCUCCUGGACUGUCCAGCCUCACAAAAAGUCCAUUAACUUCGGCCUCUUCAAGCACCCAGGGCCGCAGUCAACCCUCCAUGGCUCGCAGAUGUCCCUCCUCCCACCACCCUCACCCAACCCCGCGGCUUCUGAAGAGGAAAAGAGCGAGGCCAAUUCCACUGCCAUUGAGAAGCUGACUGGGAUUGGUCUGAAACAAGUUCGCUGGGUGGGCAAGUGUGAGGCCGACAAGGUCUCUCAAGGUAUUUACGACAUCCCUCUGGGACAGGGCGGGAAUUAUGCAUUGGUGUUCGACAACACCUUCUCCAAGAACAUCUCCAAGACUGCCACCGUCUUCCUCUUCACCUAUCCUACAGCAUGUCAGCCGCAGAUCCAGUUGGGGGCGCAGAUGCACCACUCCCAAGCCAUGGCUUCCGCCAUGGCCAUAGCAGCGGGAGCGGCGCCCAUGUUAAAGAGAAGCCCUAAGCUCAAGGCCCGAGACAAAGAAUCGGUUGACUCCUUGAGGCAGGCCUCCAUAAGCCAUUCCAUCCCGGGAAGCAUUGGUGCCGCCUCUGAAGGAACCAAGGCUCCCGACGAUUCGGCCUCGAUCCACACGGGUGUUCUACAGAAGCGAAGGAGGAAGAAACACCAAGGCUAUGCGCGGCGAUUCUUCUGCUUGGACUAUACAUCUUCCACGCUGUCAUACUACCACGAUCGUAAUUCUUCUGCUCUGCGGGGUGCCAUCCCUCUCUCUCUGGCCGCAAUCGCUGCCAAUGCCAAAUCUCGUGAAAUUUCGAUUGACUCGGGGGCCGAGAUAUGGCAUCUCAAGGCAAACAAUGUAGCAGACUUCGAGGCUUGGAAAGAAGCCCUAGCGACCGCAACACGUCUGAUGCUGGAGGCAACUACCCCUGCCGAUGGUCUGCACAUUGAUGUUGGAGCUACAGACCGGCCUUCAGCUAUCAAUGAGCAAGAGUGGGCUCGGCUUGAGACCUUGUUGAGUAGGAUAUCAGGGACCCGAGAUGCUGUGCGUCGCCUGUGCCUCGAAACUGCGCCUCUGCCGCCUCCCAGUGCUCCACCGAGGUUGGGAUCGAGUUCCCAGAGUACCACUCCCACCGACGGGCCUUCGGAAGACUAUUUCAGACAGGACGACAAGCGGCCCUUUUGGAAACGAAAGCCGAGCACGAAUGCCAGCCAGACCAGCAUCUUCAAGCGUAGUGUGUCAGCCCAAUUGGCAGUUCCCAUUCCGGGCGUGGAAAAUCUCCUCAGAAACGGGGUCGGAUCUUCGGCGGGAACAGGUCGCCCUCACCUCCACCAUGAAGAAGGCAUGCAUGAUCAUUGCAAGGCGGUGUUGCAUGACCUUGACUCGGUAGUGUCGGAGUUCUCGAGCUUGGUGGCUGAGAACAAGAUCCGGCGAACGGCCCCUCCCAGAUCUGCGGUAUCGAGAUUGAGCUUGCAGUCUGUGGACUCGCAAGAAUACUUUGAUGCUGAAGAUAACAAUCAAAUGCUCGACAUACACAGCGAUUCAGAUCGUGAAGAGGAGUAUGAUGAGGCAGCUGGUGGGGAUGAAGAUUCGGCGACAAGCAGCGAUAUUGGAGAAGACGCGCUUGACGUGAGCAAGAGGAGAUCCGGCAGUGUUUCUUCGUAUUUACCGCCGCGCUCCAAGACCUUGUCACCAUUGCCACUGAGUGCCGUCGUACGGAGGAAGAAUGUCGCUCCUCCCACGGUCAUGCCUCCAAGUCUGAUUGGGUUUUUGAGGAAGAAUGUGGGCAAAGAUCUGUCGACCAUCUCGAUGCCGGUUUCGGCGAAUGAGCCACUAUCGCUUCUUCAAAGGGCAGCUGAACAACUGGAGUAUUCAGCACUUCUGGACCAUGCCGUCAAGUGCACGGAUGCAUUCGAGCGGUUGAUGUAUGUGACGGCUUUCGCGCUGUCUUCUUUAUCCAAUGCGCGUGUCAAAGAGAGGUCGAUUCGAAAGCCGUUCAACCCGAUGUUGGGUGAGACGUACGAACUCGUGCGGGAAGACCGGGGAUUCCGAUUUAUUGCGGAGAAGGUAUCACAUCGACCGGUUCAGCUCGCGUUCCAUGCGGAGUCGAAGGAAUGGACGUUCACCCAAUCACCGAUGCCGUCACAAAAGUUCUGGGGGAAGUCGUCUGAGAUUAUUACCGAGGGCAAAGCACGGCUUGUUCUACAUCAGACAGGAGAAGUGUACUCAUGGUCGGCGGCGACUUGCUUCCUGCGCAACAUCAUUGCAGGAGAAAAGUACGUGGAGCCGGUGGGAAGCGUGACGGUUUUCAACGAGACUGCUGGAUCCAAGGCGAUAGCAUCGUUCAAAGCCAAGGGAAUGUUCUCGGGUCGAAGUGAAGAUGUGGAGGUGCAAACCAUCGACCCGCAAGGCGAAGAAUUGGCGAUUAGUCUUCACGGAACGUGGACGAAUGCGCUCCAGCUGAAAGAGCCCGGCAAGAUUGGGCACUCGACGAUAUGGAGCGCGGGGGCUCUUGUGGAUCAAGCACCGAAACACUACGGGAUGCCAUUGUUUGCGGCCGAAUUAAAUGAGAUUACUCAGAUUGAGAGAGAUCGAAUCCCGGUGACGGACAGUCGGCUACGACCUGACCAGCAAGCUCUGGAACGGGGGCAACAUGACGAGGCUGAGUCACUGAAGAAUCAACUGGAAGAAGGGCAGCGAGCACGACGGAGAGAGAUGGAAGCAGCUGGGGAGUCCUGGAAAGCGAGAUGGUUUACCAAGGUGGAGAUGGAAGAUGAAGUCAUCUGGAGACUAAAGGUCGGGAAGGACGGGUACUGGGAGGAACGGGCACGAGGAGAAUGGACUGGAGUCGUGCCCGUGCUUCGUGUAUAA
Messenger RNA from Exophiala aquamarina CBS 119918, 2907 nucleotides. RefSeq lists its product as uncharacterized. The record is from RefSeq and is a predicted model, not a curated record. Bases 1 to 2907 code for a protein of 968 amino acids. Gene Ontology annotation, biological process: endocytosis; maintenance of cell polarity; exocytosis. The transcript is spliced from 2 exons. Gene Ontology annotation, molecular function: sterol binding. Gene Ontology annotation, cellular component: perinuclear endoplasmic reticulum; cytosol; plasma membrane. NCBI's taxonomy places the organism in Eukaryota, Fungi, Ascomycota, Eurotiomycetes, Chaetothyriales, Herpotrichiellaceae.